AUGAACCCUUGCUCAGAAUUUACAUAUAUUCCAAAGAACAUACAACAAGCCUUCCUUGGAGAAGAAGUUAAGGAAAUCGAAGAGAACGAAUGGGAAGUUCACUCUGAUUCUUUAAAUAAUAGCCUUGACUCUGGGAGUGAAGAAGCCUAUGGGAUGGACCUUAGCCCAGGGUUUAAAAGGAACAUGUACAAUCCUCCGAUCAAGAAGAAUGCUUCUUAUAAGUACAUGUCCAAGAUGAAUGAGUCAAUUAUGAAUAGUAAAGCUAGCAAGUCUGUCAGCUUAAAUAGAAAAAAAGUUGAAUACAAAUAAUCUCAAAUACUCCAAUUACUCUAACAUACCGGUGAGAAGGGAAAAAUCUUCAUCAAAAUGACAGAAGGAUAUAAUUAAACACCCAAGAGCCAACAAAAAGAAAGUAAGAGAACAUCGGCAAGGAAGAGUUUUUAAAGGAGAAGUUGACACCAAUGUGAUGUCAAUUGAUUUGAAGGUCUUGAAAAGUGAUGGCCAUAUCGCCUCUGGAGAUCCUAUCUUCUGUGAAGCCUGAAAUGCUGUAUUGAACAUCCAUAGUAAAAUUUUUGGACCAAUUCCACCAAAUUAUGAGCAAAGCAUUUGGACUUGCGAGUUCUGUAGGUUUAAAAAUACUAUUGUUGUCGAGCCAGAAGAAGCUCCAAAUAGAGAAGCUCUAAACUAUUUUCUUGAUAAUGAGUACGUUAGUUUCAAGCCUGAAGAGGAAAAAUUUAAGAGUACUAACAAUGAAGCUCCCAUAAUCUUUUGCAUUGAUGUGAGUAAAUCAAUGAAAAGUUCUGCAACCCAAAAACCAUUUUUAUCUUUAAAAGAUUCUCCUGUAAAGAAGAAAGGAGGCUUUUUACCUGCUAUCUGUGGCCCAUCUAAGAUCUUGGCCAAUAUGGGAUUUAGUAAUGGCCCAAAAACUGUCCCUGUAGGACAGUCAAGAUAUCAAGUUGUCAGCAAGGCAAUUCUAAAACAAAUUAAAGAAAUGGCAGGAACAAAGAGGAAAGUUGGAGUCGUCUUCUUCAAUCAUGAAGUUCACAUUCAUGGGGAUGGAAGCAGAAAAUAAUUUAGUGUUGAAAAAUACAAAUAAUAAAGGUGAUCCAGAGAUACUCAACUCAUAUGAAGAUCUUUUGGCAAGAGGAGAGAGCUGUGCUGACAUUUUUAUGCGUAAAGGGGUUAACUUAAGUCUGAAGAAUCUUCAGAAAUUGAUCAAAAAUCAAGAAAUGAGUGGAAAAACAGCAUUGGGACCUGCAGCUGUAGUUUCAAUUGCAAUGGCAGGAAAGUUAGGAAGGGGAUCAACAGUCGUAAUUUGAACAGAUGGCUUGUCAAAUGUAGGAGUUGGUAACCUCGCAGAUGUGAAGAAGGAUACAAAUGGAGUCAGAAAGAAAGCAGAAGAGCUAGAUGCAUUUUAUGACCAACUUGCCUGGUACGCUAAUCAGAAAGCAGUUGGAGUCCACCUGAUCAGUAUGAAAGGAGAGCAUUCUGACCUACAGACUUUGAUGACACUGAGUGAUAAUACAGGAGGUGAAGUGAAUAUCAUUGACCCGAACAAAGCUGAAUCAGGGUUUGCUAAUAUCGUUAAGAGUGCUGUCAUAGCUACAAACGUUGUAUUGAAGGUGAAACUCAACAGAGCGAUUGAGUUUAGGAAUGAAAAUGAAAAUAAUAUGAGAUCUGGCAAGACUUUGCUCAUAAAGAGAAUAGGUAAUGUGAGCGAGCAGAGCCAAGUCACAUUUUCAUACAGAAUUAAAAGCCUCCCAGAUCUUAAAAAGUUGAAAGGAUUUAAUCUUGAUGAACUCAAAAGUAUACCAUUCCAAUGAAUCAUCGAAUUUACUAAAUUAGAUGGUAAGAAAUGCAUCAGAACUAUUACAAAAGUUUUGAGAUCAAGUAAUGAUAAAAGAAAAGUUGAACAAAAAGUAGAUCUCAGUAUGAUCGCUGUCAGUGCUGCUCAUCAAGUAACUAAUCUUGCCAGAGAAGGCAAGUUUAGAGAAGCUCAAGCCUGCUCACUGAGUAACAAAAAGUACCUUUCAAAUAAACUUCAACACAAACAACAUCAUAAAAUUUAUAAGAACUGGAAGAAAAAGAUGAACCCAAUAUACAACCAACUCCACAAUCAGAAUAAUUUGGAGGAGAGAGCAAUCAGCGGCAAAAAGAGCUCUCUCAAGGCCAAUAAGAAAUUCGUACAUGACAUCCUUAUUAAAAACCCUCCUUCAAAGUUCAUUGCCAUGAAUUCUAGCAAAAUAACCAAAAGCAAGAAGAAAUCUAAUUACAAGGCUCCUGCAAGGAAGUUCUAUUCAAAGAUGGGAGAUGCUCUCUGCUCGAACCUCAACCAAUACUCAAGACUAAACAAGAACUGCUUGAUGUAAUUAAAUUCUUUAAAAUAC
Messenger RNA from Moneuplotes crassus, 2387 nucleotides. The record is from the annotation of a GenBank genome assembly. Lineage: Eukaryota; Ciliophora; Spirotrichea; Euplotida; Euplotidae.